Messenger RNA from Oreochromis aureus, 1345 nucleotides. It is a transcript of the gene pak1ip1, whose product is annotated as PAK1 interacting protein 1. The record is from RefSeq and is a predicted model, not a curated record. Gene Ontology annotation, molecular function: protein binding. The transcript has 10 exons. Bases 243 to 1322 code for a protein of 359 amino acids. Lineage: Eukaryota; Metazoa; Chordata; Actinopteri; Cichliformes; Cichlidae.
CAAGCGCAGUAACUCCACAUGUUAUUUUGGGACUGAACGUGUGUUUAGCUAAAAAGAGUUACCGUUAUCGCGUGCGAGUAUUCGCACCACGCUGUUUACUGUCCUUGCGUUUCUCGCGUUGGUGUUCUGUUAGUAUUUUAGCAGCUGUUACACAAACUGCUCGAGGAAAUCUGCUCAGAAAACCGGUAAAUUUUAAGGAAGGCUAAUUAGCUGGCUAGCUGAGCUCACUGUAGUCCAGCAGCAUGGCAGCUGUGUUGGAGCUGGUCGCUGGCAGCUAUGAACAGAUCACCUUCGGUUAUCAAGUAAAAACUGACGAAAAGGAGUGGACAGCCAAAGCAGAAUUCACACAUCACGCUCACACAGCUUCAGUAUCCGCCGUGGCUGCCAGUGAGAGGUUCGUCGUGACGGGGAGCAAAGAUGAGACCAUCCAAGUGUACGACAUGAAGAAAAGAAUCGAGCACGGUGCUUUGCUGCAUCAUGAUGGCACCAUCACUUGCCUCGAGUUUUAUGGGACAUCUCACUUACUGAGCGGAGGAGAGGACGGACUCCUGUGUGUGUGGAGCACGAAGAAGUGGGAGUGUCUGAAAUCCAUCAAAGCUCACAAAGGUCAUGUGACAUCGCUGUCCGUCCAUCCGUCUGGGAAGCUUGUGCUCUCAGUUGGGACCGAUAAGACACUGAGAACGUGGAACCUCAUUAAUGGAAGAUCAGCGUUCAUCAAAAACAUAAAACAGAAUGCACACAUUGUCAGGUGGUCACCAGACGGGGACAGAUACGUGGUCGUGAUGAACGACAAAGUGAACAUCUACGAACUGGAGACGGCCACUGUGACGGGAACGGUCGCAAACCCCAAAAGGAUCGCGUCUGUCAAGUUUUUAAACAACUCCAUCCUGGCCGUUGCAGGAGACGAUGAAACUGUGAGGUUGUGUGAUGUGGAGAAAGCAAAAUGGGUGUGUGAGUUCAAAGCUCACGAAACCAGAGUGAAGACGGUCGACAGUGUGAAUGUGGAUGAUUACUCUGUGGUGGUGACUGCUUCAAAUGAUGGUUUCAUCAAAAUGUGGAAAAUUCAUCUUAAAGAGGAGCUGGAAUCUCCCACUCUCCUUGGGGAAGUGAACACAUCAGCCAGACUGACAUGCCUUGCUGUGAGGAGAACUUCACCGAUGCAGCAGCAGAUCGCUGAGGAAGAAGCACCUCAAGCAACAACAUCUGAAGACCUACUUCCCGAACUUCUACGGACAAAGAGGGUCAGAAUUGCCACGGAAGAAGUCGUCCUGGAAGAGGAGAGCAAGCCCAAGAAGAAGAAGAAAAAGAACAGUGGAAAAUAGAAUAAAAUCUUUUAUUGGCUAUA